CAGCCUAUCCGUCGAUUGAGGUUUAUAUAGUGGUCCCUGGGCCUGGUGAGCCAGAUCAUCACUCCUGUAGAGGACGGGCUCCAGGGAGAUUUACCAGGAUGAGUAAGAUAACUUUCUACGAGGACAGCAACUUCCAGGGGCGCUCUUAUGAGUGCGAUGCAGACUGCGCUGACAUGCACCCCCAUUUCAGCCGCUGUAACUCCAUCAAGGUAGAUAGCGGCUGCUGGGUGCUGUACGAGCGUCCCAACUACACAGGCUAUCAGUACGUGCUGACCAGAGGGGAGUACCCAGAGUACCAGCACUGGAUGGGAUACAAUGACAGCAUCCGCUCCUGCCGUACCUUCUCCUAUACUAGCGGAGGCCCAUACCGCAUGCGCAUCUAUGAACGCCCCAACUUCCAGGGCCAGACGAUGGAGUUCGCCGAGGACUGUGAGUCUGUCCAGGAACGCUUCCGCAGCCGUGAUGUCUACUCCUGUAACGUUCUGGAGGGCUACUGGACCCUCUACGAACACCCCAACUACCGCGGCCGCCAGUACUUCAUGAGGCCUGGAGAGUACAGGAAGUUUAGUGACUGGGGCGCCACAUGUGCCACCACUGGCUCCUUCCGUAGGAUCACCGAGUUUUAGAUAAGAACACCUUCUCUGCCUCCCUAAACGCAGCUCGUCUCUAGUUGGCACUGGCUUGUCAAUAGAAGAGUAUGCCUAUUCUAACACACAGGACUGUGUCAAUAUAUUUUAUGAAUUUGAAAUAGAUAUUUGGUCAUUAUUAAGUUACAAAGGUAACUCUGAAUGAGUCUGAAUAAAUGAAUCUAUUGUGAAUGUUUCCUGUGAUAUUUUUUUUAAUAGGCUAGCUAAACAGUUUGGGUGAAGUUGAAACCAAUUCACUGCAACACAUACUGUAAAUGCAGUUUGGUGAGAGGCCAGUAGUAAGGGAACCAGUUUGAUAUGGAUCCAGUUUAUAUUCAAAUCGUGUACUUACAGCGUUGGGGGAGUGCCAAGAUAGAGGCACUGUGGCUUCAACACAGCGCCCCUAUUUGUGAUCUAGUGUAUAUUUAAAUAAUUGGUUUAGGAGUAUAAUAUAGCCUGAAGUUGUGUGCUCUCUCUCAGAUCAAAGUAAGAGGAAAAUAAUUGAUUUGCUAAUGGCAUAUAUGCAAAUCUGACAUGGACAAUAUAAUACAGCCCAUUCUGAUAUCAAGUCUGCAUGGUCCUCUGAAGACCGUGACACAGCACUCUUCCGCACAGCUUUAGAGAGUGGAUGGAUGGAUGGGUGGAUGGAUGGAUGGAUGGCGGGCAGGGUCUGGGUGCUAUUGGCUGCCUCUCCUAUAGAUGUGUUCACCCAGGGUUCUAUGCCAUAAAUAGUGCAACACAGGAUUACACUGUUGAAAACAUACCAUGUUGGCAAAGCUCCCAAUUGGAAAAACGGGCCACACACAAAAGCAUGGAAUUUCAUGUGUGAGUUUUUAUUGUUUUGAAAGGAUUCCCCUAUGAAUAUGUAACACAUAUCAUAGCAACACGUGUUUGGUAUCUUCCUGUAAAGAGAACUGUAUACUCAUCAUAUACAGUAAAUGGCUAUCAGAUCUAUCAAUCAACAUACCACCCAGCUAAACAUGCACAAUCACAGAUCAAAUUGUUUUAUAAGAUCAUUAUGAAGUAUUUUGACUAUACCAACAACGUAUAGCUAUAAUACAUAAACACUUAGUCCAUCAACCUCAAGUGAUUGAAAUGCAUACAUUUGUGAUGAUUUGAGUACACAAUAUCAAAUGAAAUAUGACGGCAAAUGACUUAAUUUGAUUAAAUUGCUUGUUAACCUGGGUCUGUUUUAGCAAUUGUGAUACUUUCUCUGACUGGCAUCAGCUCAUUGAUCUUUCCAGUGCCUGCCUGUCAAUGAUGUGUGCAGCUUUUUCUGGACGCUAGGAUAUGAACACAGCCAUCACCAUGGUUGGACAAGAGUAGCAAAACUCCUGUAUGUUGUGUUUGUGCUGACAUGCUGGCAUGACUGAUUUGAAUAACAACACAUGCAAUGUUAUCUUUCCCCCUAGGGGAAUGUAUAUAAAGAUAAGCCACCUCAUUGGCCACCAGCACAGCAAGCAGAACGAGCAGCUCACCAACCAAACGCAAAUAUGAUGGGAAAGAUCAUCUUCUACGAGGACAAGAACUUCGGUGGCCGUCACCAUGAGUGCAUGAGUGACUGCGCUGAUCUUCACUCCAUGUUCAACCGCUGCCAAUCCAUCAGGGUGGUGAGCGGUAUGUUCAUGAUCUACGAGCGCCCCAACUUCAUGGGACACCAGCAUUUCCUGAGGAAGGGAGAGUACUCCGACUACAUGCGCAUGAUGGGAAUGAACGAGUGUGUCAAGUCCUGCCGCAUGAUCCCCAUGCACCGUGGUAACUUCAAGAUGAGGUUGUACGACCGCUCUGACAUGGGAGGCCAGAUGAUGGAGCUGGAUGACGACUGCCCCAACUGUAUGGACCGUUUCCGUAUGUCCGACUUCAACUCCUGCAACGUGAUGGACGGCCACUGGCUGAUGUACGAUCAGGCCAACUAUAGAGGACGCCACUACUACCUGAGGCCCGGCCAGUACCGUAGAUACAACGACUGGGGAGGCAUGAGCUCCAAGAUCGGCUCAAUCAGGCGCAUUAUGGACCUCUAAAGAAGGAAGGGUCCUUGUAAAAUGUCUACUUUAUGCCCUGUUUCACACACUGAAUAAAAUGGUGUCAGUGCUCAA
Oncorhynchus kisutch (coho salmon) is the source of this 2722-nucleotide messenger RNA. Its product is annotated as gamma-crystallin M2-like. Bases 99 to 626 code for a protein of 175 amino acids. Gene Ontology annotation, biological process: visual perception; lens development in camera-type eye. NCBI's taxonomy places the organism in Eukaryota, Metazoa, Chordata, Actinopteri, Salmoniformes, Salmonidae. Gene Ontology annotation, molecular function: structural constituent of eye lens. The record is from RefSeq and is a predicted model, not a curated record. The transcript has 5 exons.